GACGACGACGACGACGACGGCGACAACAACAACAACGACGACCCUCCACAAGGCCGAUCCGUUCGCCACUCGCCGGCCAUGUCGUCCGAAAUGGAGUUCGACCGCACCAAGAACCCCGAGCUCUUCUCGUCGGAAACGAGAAGGGGCGAGAUAAUUGCCGUCAAUGUGACGCUGCUCGCCUUCGUGACCAUCAUCGUCGCCCUGCGCUUCUACACGCGCACCGUGAUCCUCCACACCCUUGGGCUGGACGACUGGCUCGUCCUCCUGAGCCUAAUAAUCCUUGCCGCCCUAGUUAGCAAUGAGUUUGUCCUCGAAAGCAGGGGCCUUGGCCACCACAUUGGGACUCUCCCGAUUGGUGGUUUCAAGGAGUAUCUCAAGGCCUUCUACGUCAGCAUCCAGCUCUAUAACCUCGCCAUUGCUACCAUCAAGUUCGCCUUCCUCGCUCAGUACCACCGCAUCAUGACGGUUCAGAGCAUGAGGAGGGACGUCCGCAUCGUGAGCACCAUCGUGGGCUGCUGGUCCGUGUCGCAGAUCAUCGUGGGCUUGGUGCCAUGCAAUCCCAUCUCGGGCUUCUGGGAACUGACCGAGGACACCGUCUGUCUCCCUGAGCUGCCGACAUGGUACGCCAACGCCAUCGGCAACAUCAUUGCCGACAUCAUGAUCAUCGUGUUGCCUCUGCCCAUGAUCAGGCGCCUCAAGCUGCCUCGCACGCAAAAGCUCGUGUUGGGGGGAAUCUUCUGCCUUGGAUUCUUCACCUGCGGCAUCAGCGCGAGCCGCAUUCGGUUCCUCGGCAACCCCGUCGACACCACCUGGGAGAACCUGGACGCCGAGUUCUGGUCUCUCGCCGAGAUCUGCAGCGGCAUCGUGUGUGCCGUGCUGCCCACCCUGCGGCCCCUGGCCGGCCGGUGUUUCCCCCGGUACUUUGGCUCGCGCAGCAACCGCUCCUACUUCCUCAGCCAGGCAACGGACGCCACGUGGCAGCAAAAGUCCUUUGGCGGUACCGGCGGGUUCGGCGGUGGCGACCGCAAGCCGUCGGCGGCGGCGCGCGCGUCGCGCCGGGCGCCCGACCACGACGACGAGGAGAUGAUGUGGCCGCACACAGAGGAGAGCAAGCCGGAGCAGAGCAGCACCUUUGAGGCCCGGGACGACGACUUUGUCGAGAUGCACGGCUCCCCCGCCGCGCCCGCCGCCGCCCAGUCGCCGCCCGCCUACCCACAGACCGCACACACCAGGGCCCCGGCCACAAAGAUCGCCGGAGGGGCGGGCGGUGGCGGCGGCAACGACGAGCGUAACUCUACUCAUUCUACCGUCCUCAAGGCGCCGCCGCGCAAAAAGAGCCUGACGGGCGAGACGACCACGCCGUUGCAGAUUGCUGUUCCUCGGGAUACCUACAUAGAGUCCGUGGAGGAGAACCCUAAGCCCAUAUGAUUUUCAAUCCAAACUUCCAUUCGUUACUCUCAAA
Messenger RNA from Gaeumannomyces tritici R3-111a-1, 1462 nucleotides. RefSeq lists its product as hypothetical. The record is from RefSeq and is a predicted model, not a curated record. The coding region runs from base 79 to 1428 and encodes 449 amino acids. The transcript is spliced from 5 exons. NCBI's taxonomy places the organism in Eukaryota, Fungi, Ascomycota, Sordariomycetes, Magnaporthales, Magnaporthaceae.